Gracilinanus agilis (Agile Gracile Mouse Opossum) is the source of this 370-nucleotide messenger RNA. RefSeq names its product APOBEC1 complementation factor-like. Gene Ontology annotation, cellular component: nucleus. The record is from RefSeq and is a predicted model, not a curated record. The transcript is spliced from 2 exons. Gene Ontology annotation, molecular function: mRNA binding. NCBI's taxonomy places the organism in Eukaryota, Metazoa, Chordata, Mammalia, Didelphimorphia, Didelphidae. The annotation marks the transcript as partial.
AUUGGCAAAAUCUACGAAGUGCGGAUGAUGAUGGACUUCAAUGGAAAUAACCGAGGCUACGCUUUUGUCACAUUCUCCAACAAGCAAGAGGCCAAAAACGCCAUCAAGCAGCUAAACAACUAUGAAAUUAGAAAUGGACGUCUCCUUGGGGUUUGUGCCAGUGUAGACAACUGUCGAUUAUUUGUUGGGGGAAUCCCCAAGACCAAAAAGAGGGAAGAAAUAUUGUCAGAGAUGAAAAAGGUCACAGAAGGAGUGGUUGAUGUCAUCGUAUACCCUAGUGCCGCAGACAAAACCAAGAAUCGGGGCUUUGCUUUUGUGGAGUAUGAAAGUCAUCGAGCUGCAGCCAUGGGCAGGAGGAAACUACUCCCAG